Molecule: messenger RNA, 1087 nt
Organism: Syzygium oleosum
Lineage: Eukaryota; Viridiplantae; Streptophyta; Magnoliopsida; Myrtales; Myrtaceae
Product: probable 6-phosphogluconolactonase 2
Exons: 3
Coding region: 102-914 (270 amino acids)
Biological process (GO): carbohydrate metabolic process; pentose-phosphate shunt
Molecular function (GO): 6-phosphogluconolactonase activity
Source: RefSeq, a predicted model, not a curated record
CUUGGGCAGCUGGAUAAAUUAGCAAUAGUUACACAGAGAGAGAGAGAGAGAGAGAGAGAGAGAGGUGGAAGCAAUCAUCGAUAGAGAAAGAUCAAUACAAGAUGGAGAAGAAGAGAUCAGACGCGGAGGCGGAGGCGGAGGUGAGGUUCUUCGAGAGCAGCGAGGAGCUGUCCACGGGGUUGGCCGACUACGUGCACCGCGUCUCCGAAUCCGCCCUCAGGGAGAGAUCUUCCUUCUCCCUCGCUCUUUCUGGAGGAGACAUUCCCGAGCGCUUAGGGAAGCUGGCGAGCCUGCCGUACUUGAGGACGGUGGAGUGGUCGAAAUGGCACCUGUUCUGGGCUGAAGAGAUCGUCGUCCCCAAGAGACACCCGGAUAGCUUCUACAUGCAGUCCAAGCACCACUUCAUCUCCAAGGUUCCGAUACAGCCGGCCCACGUCGUCCCGGCGGGCCACGAGACACCCGGCGAGGCGGCGGCCGAUGGCUACGAGUUCUCCAUCCGCCAGCGGGUCAAGGACCGGACGGUCCCGGCUUCUCCGUCCUGCGACUGCCCCCGGUUUGACCUCGUCCUCCUGAGCCUCGGGCCCCACUCCCAAGUGUCCUCCCUCCACCCCGACCACCCCGUCCUCCGAGAGGGCUCCCAGUGGGUCGCCGCCGUCUCGGUGCCCGGCAUGCGGAGGGAGUGCCUGACCUUCACGCUUCCCGUGAUCAAUGCCGCGGCCAACGUGGCGAUCGUGGCCUCUGGGAGCGACGUGGCUCGCGCCUUCCGCGAGGCCAUGGCGGACCGGAGCCCCCCCGCGUCGUGCCCGGCCCAAAUGAUCCGGCCCGUCGACGGGAAGCUCGUCUGGUUCGUCGAUGCCGGCGCUGCCUCGCUGUUUUCCCGCGACGGAGCGGUUGCUUCGACGUCGAGGUCAUGACGAAAUCGGGUGAGAGCAAUGGAUGUGAUGGGGAUAUAGAUGUGUCUGUAUUCUGUAUGCACAUGGAAUGUGCUUCGAGUAGUGUUUCUUGUAUGUCUAACCGCUUCUUUCAAAUCAGUGGAACGUUUCAAGUUUGAAAUCGUCAUCUCCCCAAGUUUUGGGAACACUGCCAA